Molecule: messenger RNA, 2282 nt
Organism: Branchiostoma floridae (Florida lancelet)
Lineage: Eukaryota; Metazoa; Chordata; Leptocardii; Amphioxiformes; Branchiostomatidae
Product: UDP-glucuronosyltransferase 2B33-like
Exons: 8
Coding region: 204-1778 (524 amino acids)
Molecular function (GO): UDP-glycosyltransferase activity
Source: RefSeq, a predicted model, not a curated record
UGACCUUUGACACAACAAUAUACAUGUAGUCGUAUGACAUGGCCGACUCCUGAGCUCAGACUUAGUUGUGUUGGCGUCAGGAUCCGGUGUCUGUGGCCAGCUCAGUGGGCGAAGGCUAGGACGGUGGGAUUUCAAGAGGAUUUUCUGCAUGCUAUCAAUUCUGACAUAGAAAACUCCACAAUUACUACUGCUGGUGCUGAAGUAUGUCGACUGGGUUUCACCUGUUCCUGGCGGUUGUCGCCUUUUUGUCUCAAAAUGUUCAAUCUGCCGACAUCCUCGUGGCAACAUUGACCUACGCCAGCCCCUGGAUGGACGUAGCGAAGAUUGCCGAAGCCUUGGCCUCCCGAGGGCACGUCGUCACCGUGCUGGCCCAUGCUAGUCAGAAGAGCGACCUGAUGCGGAAAUGGCCGACCUUGCAGUACGAAACAUUCGGAGAUCCCGAAAAACCACCGUUGAUGAAGGAAUUUGCAAAAACCGGGCCUCAAAAGAUGGCAUUUUCUUCACCUGGGAUGUUGGGCCUCCUGGCAUGGGCCAGUACUUCGAGUUCUGCCUUGCUGGACCUUAGUGAAGAGAUGCUGAGUGACAAUCAGCUACUGACGAAACUGAAGAACAGCCACUAUGACGUAGUCCUGACGUAUGCUGGUCCCUCAUGCGGUCCACUGGUGGCGCAGUUCUUGGACCUGCCUCUAGUCUGCACAACGCGGUCUUUUCCUACUGGACUAGACAUCCGAGCCACUGGUGUUCCCAACCCUCUUGCUUACGUGCCGACAGUGACAUCGGAGUUGUCAGAUCGGAUGACAUUUUUGCAGAGAGUGAAGAAUGUGCUGGUUUACUUCGCAUUUUCUACUAUGGGACAGCUGGUCGUGGAAAAGAGUUACGACGAUCUCGCAAAAAGAACCAUUGGUGACAGCUUCACCUUGUCUGCUGCCUUGGCUAGAACCGACGUGUGGCUCUACCAAUCAGAUCUCAUGUUCGACUUUCCUAAACCCAUGAUGCCAAAUAUGGUCAGCAUAGCAGGUCACAUGGCUGAGGAUGUCAAACCGCUCAGUGAGGAGAUGGAGAAGUUUGUGCAGAGUUCUGGAGAUGACGGUGUUGUGCUUGUAACGUUCGGCUCCAUGAUAGCGGCUAUGCCUGCAGAACUAGCCGACAUGCUGGCCGCUGCUUUUGCCCGUCUGCCACAGAAGGUUGUGUGGCGCUACGCUGGGACGCCACCUCCAAGUCUGGGGCCAAACACCAAGACCAUGGAGUGGGUGCCUCAAAACGACUUGCUAGCUCAUCCCAAGACAAAGGCGUUUGUGUCACAUUGUGGAUACAACGGAGUAGCAGAGGCCAUGUACCACGGGGUGCCCAUGGUCGGCAUGCCUCUGUUCUCCGAACAAUUCGAUAACAGUGCCCGGAUGGUGGCCCGUGGGAUGGCGGUGUCAUUGGACAUCCACACGGUGACGCCAGAGGAGGUAGCCCAGGCCAUCACAUCUGUUAUUUCGGAUCCUAGCUACAAGGGGAAGGCCAACCAGAUUUCCACGCAUCUUCGUGACCAACCACAGUUGCCCAUGGAGCGGGCAGUAUGGUGGAUAGAACACGUCAUCAAACAUGGCGGCCUCCCCCAUCUCAGGUCGAGGGCACCCGAACUCCCCUUCUACCAGUAUUACCUGCUAGACGUCAUUGCCCUGAUUGUUGCAGUUAUAUCUGCUGUAUUGUUGUCUUGUUGGAAGUGCUGUUCGUUUGCAUGUGGUAUGUGCAAAAGGGGUAUGACUACCACCAAGCUGAAAAGUAAUUGACUGUUGUCGCAAGCAUAUUUGUACGGACAACUGUAGACGUACAAUGAAUACAGUGGCAAUCCCUGAAUGGAUUUGCAGUUUCAAAUGCUAUGUCAAUUGAAAUUUUUAUCAUGUUAUCAAGCUGUAAAUGUUAUCUCUCAUUGUUGUAUGUCUUUCCUUUAAAAAAUUGUGCUUUGGCUGAAGUUGAUUUCUUACCUUAGACCUGAUGAUGGAUGAUGAAAUGAAAUAGGCAUAUUAUAUAGAUUUCUAAAAUUACAUAAACUAUAGAUGAUAAAAUGAUAAAGAUAUAUGGCAAAAUGGCUAACUGUCAUAACUUCACUGUGAAGUUACGACGACAAAAUUGUACCCUGCAAUGCUCUUUUGACAUUUCUUAAAGCUAUUGACCAAAAAGUGUCUUUGCUCUUCUUCAUUCUCGUAUGAAUUAUCCAUAGAGUUACUUUCUUUAACAUGCUCACCGUUAAGCAUCCUUGUAGUUGUUUGAUUAAAUUCGUCUAUCAUUCUUAA